GGUGGUGUCACCCACAAUUCUUUUGCAAAUCCUGCACAUCACAAUCAAUACCAUUGUAAUUACCGCGGUAGUCAGUUCGGUAAACCCCCACUAUUGUCAUGUCUUGCCCAAUGAAGUUGAUGCUGAACCCUUGGGUACCACGAAUGACGCCGCAGCGAUCACUCUUGGCUGUUCCUGAGUUUGCUGCAGAAUGUGGCUUUUUAGCUGCAGUCGCAGAAAUAUCUUGCUCUAUAAUUCUUUAAAACACCCCCGCCCGCACCAGCUGUGACAUUCAUUCCUUUGUAGGUGCGCAGGUGCAGACCCUUACAUGAAAGUAAGACGAGUUCUGUAUUCGCAGGUGAGUAAUCGCUAUAACCCCGCACCACUAAAGCAAUGUCUGGCGAAAUCACGAGCGAUGAGGGGCAUAGAAGCUCCGCGGACUCAACCUGCGACAACUCCCAUUCUCUAAGCAAAGGCACCUCUUCCAAAUCCAUGGCUGAAAUACUGCCCAUUACCAAGGUGCCAGCCUUGGAUACGAUCGAUCAAUACGUUGUCAACAGAUCGGUCGACCGUCCUAUAGCCAGAAGUCCCUCCGUGGACCUGUUCUGCAAUUCGGAAAUUCAGGACGUCACCGACGGCAUUAUCCAGGGCUACGCGAGGUUUGUCUCUGGUUUCACCGGGCUUGAGGAUGUCGCCUUCUUUGUAUCUCGCUCCUCGCCCUUCGUGUCGGGCACAGAACAUGUACGCGGGGUUAUCCGUGCAUCCUUCCUUGGUUCAGGUAAGGAUGAGCAGGGGAAGGGUCAACACAAGUGCGAAGUACGCGAAGUAGAUCAACGGUAUUACAACAAGGAAGAUGUCCAGUUUUCGUUGACCCUAGGACUGGAUGCCGGGCUUGAAAAUAGCGAGCUGCAACCUAGUGCGCCAGGAAAUGGAUUUGACGUGAGAGUUCUAUCUACUGCGAAUAGCGGCGUUCUGCGAAUCGAUUUUACCUACCCGACGCGACAGUUCCCGGAUACUGCAAUCUCUCAACUUUUGAAGACGCUCGCUUCUUACUUAGCCGACUCCUCUACAUUCCUUAGCCUCGAGAUACCUCCUCCGGAACUUUCGGUCAUUAAUUUCCCUCCACUCACGAUACCCCCUACCCGGGACAAUGAACAAAAUGAAGCUGUUACGGUCGAAAGUUCAAGGCCGUUCCUUCUUCACGCUGCUUUCGAGGGCUGGGCCCGUAGAAAGCCUAAUUCCAUAGCGCUUGAUUUUGUACACUCUUUAUCAUCUGCAGAGUCACCUGCAGAGCACAGCAUUCUUACUUAUGCCGCUCUUAAUACUGCAUCUUCGAAUCUGGCUGCACAUAUACGAACUCAUUUGUCCAAUGACGGUCAUUCAUGUGGCAGGGGGCGCAUCAUUCCUGUCUAUAUGUCGACGUCCCCCGAACUCUAUAUUUCCUACCUCGGUAUCCUGAAGGCCGGCUGUGCGUUCUCUCCGAUUCCUCAAGACGCCCCCGCCCAGCGAGUCCAAGAGAUUCUCCAAGACAUCGGUUCUCCCAUUAUCCUUGGCAAUAUGCCUGAGCCAUCCUUUGGGCCGUGGCGUGCGGAAAUCCCAGAAGCUGAAGCAACUACUCAUACAUGGGUUGACGUUGCAGAAGUUUCCAGGUGGAAGGAGAUGCGAGGGGAUCAAGCCCCUCUCACAGCUCCCCAUGAACCUCUCGUGCAGCUGGAUAUCAAUGAAAACCAGACCGCUUAUCUCUUGUUCACCAGUGGCUCUACCGGAAAGCCCAAGGGUGUUCAAGUAAGCCAUUUGGCAGUUACCUGCUCUAUUGAGUCCCAUGCUACAGCUAUUCCCCUCCCUGGUGAUUCUGUGGGGGACUUUCGCUGGUUCCAGUUUGCAUCGCCAACAUUUGAUCCAUCCCUUAUGGAAAUCUUUGUGACCCUAAGCAGUGGCGCUACUCUUUGCUCUGCCUUUCGAAGUUUAACCUUAACGGAUUUGGAAGCAACCAUCAAUGAAGCCAGAGCAACUAUAAUGAUGGCCACUCCGAGCUUGGCUGCACUCCUUCGACCUUCGCGUUUGACAACUCUCCGGUCGCUUUGGACUAUGGGAGAGAAGCUUAGUCGAACAGUUAUCGAGAACUUUUCUGAGAAGAAAUAUCCUAAUGGGGAAAAUGGCUCUUCAAGACCGUCGACCAUGUUGGUCAAUGCGUAUGGUCCCACCGAAGGUGCUAUUAACUGCACCUUCCUCGCCCCAGUCGACUAUUCCACCCGUGGUUCUAUUAUUGGAAAGCCGCUACCGACAAGCUCAAUGUUCAUUCUGGAUCCGAAUAGUUUCGUGCCUAAGGCUGUACCCUGUGGUAUUGCUGGAGAGCUGGCUCUAGGAGGUCCACAAGUCAGUAAAGGCUACUUGAACCGUCCUAAAGAGACUGCAAUGUCCUUCGUUCACAGCCCCGACUUUGGUUACCUUUACCGCACAGGUGACAUGGCCCGAGUUGUUUGGGAUGAGACUGGCUCCCAGGUCAUCGAGUUCCUUGGCCGUAUUACCUCUGACCAAGUAAAGCUCAGUGGUCGCCGUGUGGAACUUGGUGAGAUAGAGUCAGUCCUUUCCACUGUGAGCAGUAUUACAGAGGUUGUGGCGGUAGUAUCCCAGAGGGACUUAAACGUACUGGGCAGUGAACAGAUCUUCGCGUGCUUAGUAGCAGAAAAUACGUCCGAAGCCGAAAGACUCGAAAUCGUGCGAAAAGCGCAGCAGUCCACACAGCAACAUCUCGCGUCCUACAUGUGCCCGGCUGCAUAUAUUUUCUUCGACUCUCUUCCCAGAUCUAGCUCUGGGAAAGUUGACCGCAAAGCCAUAUCUACCAAGCUACAGCAGGGCAGUGCCAAACUUAUCUCUACCCCGAAAUUCGAAACUUCAAUUGAUUCGCAAGAUGGUUGGGAAGCCGAAGAUGAACGCACACAACAGGUGCAACAACUGGUAGUUCGCCUCAUCGCAGAGACAUCAGAUGAAGAGGUUUCCGUUAUCAAACCUGGAUCUGAUCUCUACUCUUUGGGAAUUGACAGUCUUGGCGCGAUGCGACUGUUACAGAAGUUGCGAGACAACUCUAUCGAAGGCCUGUCUGUAGGAGAUGUACUGCGGUCUGAAACACCCAAAGGAUUGGUUUCAAUCAUCGCAAAACCUCUUGCAGCAACAAACGGUAUCAAUAAAAACUCUCUUCUAGCAAAUGGCUCGGUUAACUCUUUAAAACAAAGGCUUGAAUCGUUCAGUACCAGGAACCAAUCGGUAUGCGCGGAGAGGCUCGGUCUAACCUCAGACAAGAUCCAGAAAUUCUUGCCUGCCACAGCAACACAAUCUGGUAUGUUGACCAGUUUUCUGCGCAGCUCAUCGGAUAAGUCGUUCAGUAGUCGCUCGUACAUCUAUCAUUCUGUCCUUACACUUGAGGCUGCAGUCGAUCUCGACCGCAUACGAAAGGCGUGGGACAAGGUUACCGCGAACUAUAAUUCCUUCCGGACAGUUUUCUGCUGGCUUGAUGAUGAUAUGGCUCCUUUCGCACAAUGCAUCUUGGCUACUAAUGCAGUCCCGCAGCCAGAUUGGAAUGUUUAUGAUAUCAGUGAAGGCAAUUUGGGGAAAGAAGCUCUCGACAAGGCUUUGCAAGACGCAGAAGAGACAAUUAACUUGGGCACGCCUCCUUGGAAGUUGUCUCUGAUCACAUCACCAGAAAAGUCGCUCAUAAUCUUGAGCAUGUUUCACGGAAUAUUUGAUGGUGGCUCGUUGCAACUUCUUCUAGAGGAUGUGUCUUCUGCUUAUAGUGGCAAACCUCUAGCGAAAAGAACAUCUCUGGAACAUAUCGUGGAACAUCAUUUCGGUGCUGAUCAUGCAGCAACUUCUGUCUUCUGGGAAAAGCACUUGGAGCACUAUUCGCCACUUUCUUUUCCUUCUGUUACGUCUUAUCGGGCUCCUUCAGUGAAAACAGCAGAUUGCGUAGAAAUUACCGCGCGCCUCAGCUACGACAGCUUGAAAAGAAAUUCAAAGAAUAUCGGGACAACCCCACUCUCGGUACUUCAAGCAGCUUGGGGCUCCGUUCUGCUCGCCUAUACGGGAACACCAGACCAAGACAUUGUGAUGGGUAGUGUGGUUUCUGGAAGACUGGAUCUUGAAUCAGAAAUAUGUAUUGGUCCGACAUUUACUAUUGUUCCCGUCAGACUCGCCCUGAACCAGAUCCCAAAAGAUAGCAGAGGCACUUGGACAAAUAGAUCUGUCGCCCGCCACCUAUCAUCAUUCAAUGCCAAGGCGCUGUCUCACUUGCAAACUCGUCUGGGGGAAUUUGGGAAAGGAGACGGUCGAUUGCCGUAUGACACGCUCAUCAUGUAUCAAGACUUCAGUGCUGGGUCAAGUGCCAGUGAGAUUUGGAGAUCAAUAGAACACCCACCGAUGAUGAACGACUUUGGGGUCAUGAUUGAAGUUUGGCCUGGAACCAAUUCAUCUUUGACCCUCCGUGCUAGUUUCAACCAUGCUCUUCUUGACACAAAAUCAGCCGAGGUCAUGCUGAGACAGAUGGAUGAUAUCACUUCAUUUAUACUUGAAACACCGGAGGGAAACUUCCUGGAUGCUCCAUUUCAAACUAACUCUGAACUGAAGUCAGCCUCCAAUCCAAUGUCAACUCAGGUCCCAGAAGUGUUAGAGGGGGCGCUUAUUCAUUCUCGAUUUGAGGAGCAUGCACAGUCCCAUCCGGAGGACACAGCGCUGGUUUUCAUGGGCGACUUGGAAGACGACAGCAACCCAUGUAACAUCUCGUGGACAUAUGGAGAGCUCAAUGCAAGAGCUGAUAAUCUUGCUGAAUAUUUACUGCAAAUCACUGGUUCACUGACAAAUAAGAUUGUGCCGAUAUGUAUUGAGAAAAGCCCUGCCAUGUAUGUCGCUAUCCUAGGAAUUCUCAAAGCUGGCGGUGCUUGGUGUCCAAUUGAUACUUUCUCUCCUGCACAGCGUCGCCAUGAUCUUAUUGCUCGAACGGGCGCCAGGAUUCUCCUUGUGUCUAAUAUUGACGGUGGUCAACCUGAAGGUUCCGUUCCAGCCGGGGUCGAUGUCGUCGAUGUCGGCCAAUUUGCAGCAAAUGAUUCUACCGUACUGGAUAGUGUGAGGCGUCUUGAUACUAGGCAAAGAACAUGUCCAGACGGUACAGCAUACCUGAUCUGGACCAGUGGCACAACUGGAGCGCCCAAAGGUGUUCCUAUCAAGCAUUCUGCUGCGGUGGCAUGUAUGAAAUCGCUUCGCAAGGAUAUCCCCACCAAUGUACAAGGCGGUGUCGUCCGAUGCUUGCAGUUUUCGCAAUAUACUUUUGACGUGUCCAUUCAGGACUUCUUCUACGCCUGGAGUGUAGGAGGAGUUCUCAUCUCUGCCACAAGAGAGAUAAUGCUCGGCUCGUUCUCCAAACUGUCAAACAUCACCAAGGCGACUCAUGCACAUCUCACCCCUGCAUUCGCAGCAGGUGUCUCUAGAAAGAGUUGCGAAACGCUUGAGGUGAUAACCAUGAUUGGCGAGAAGCUUACGCAGCAAGUGGCCGAUGAUUGGGGCACUAAUAUGCGUGCCUACAACACAUAUGGUCCCGCCGAAGUAACGAUAGUUUCCACUAUCAGGGAGUUCGGAAAUGAACAUAAGGAUGUCAAGAGCGCAAACAUUGGCUGGCCUAUGGAUACCGUAUCUGUUUUUGUGACAAAGGAUCAACGCAUGGUGAUAAAGAAUGCUGUUGGCGAGUUAGCAUUGGGUGGCCCCCAGCUCUCGCCUGGCUAUUUGAAUCAAGAGGAUGUCACGAAAGCAAAAUAUGUUUGGAACGAGGAAGCAUCCCAGACAUUGUAUUACACCGGUGAUUUGGUUCGCAUGCUUUCUGAUGGCUCUCUUGAAUAUCUCAACCGUGUCGAUGAUCUGGUCAAGCUCGGUGGUAUUAGGGUUGAGCUCAGUGAAAUUACUUUCGCUCUUGGAGGCUGUCACCCUUCUGUUGAGAACAUAGAAACACUCAUCCUCAGCCGUCCUGACAGACCCACGAAGGUGGUGGUUGCUUUCCUCUCUGCACCUGAGGCAGCCUCUACGGAACAUGACCAGCUGUUGGUGCUCAAUGAUGCUGCACUUGAGAUAGCUCGUGCUGCCAGUGGUAAAGCGCACAGUGUCCUUCCUGACCACAUGAUCCCAUCUGUUUAUUUGGUUGUAAAGAAUAUUCCAAGAACACCGUCUGCCAAGACUGACCGACGGGCUCUACAAGCAGCGUAUGCCGCUAUUGAUAUCGACCAUUGGGAAGGCCAAUUGAACCCUGAGAAUGCGGCUUCUGAAGAAUCUGAGAGUGAGGUCGACACAACUACAACCAAGAAGAUUGUCGGUAUGAUCGCAUCUGUCGCCAACAUCUCUUCGUCAAUCAUCACCAUGGUCAAUAGACUUCGAAGUUUGGGUAUCGAUUCAAUUCGCGCUAUUUACCUUACCUCCAGGCUUAAAAAGGCUGGGUAUCAACUGUCUAUGAUCGAAGUACUCAGCUGUGUUACCGUAAAAGACCUGCUAAAGUUAGCAGCUUCUUCAAACAACGCCGGUAAUACAACUUCUGAGACAUUUGAUCUGGAGAAGUUUAAUGACACAUGGCAUACGUUAGCAGCGGAAAAAGUGCAAGAAGAUUUCCGUACUAUACGUGCUACUACAAUUCAGGAAAGCUUGCUUAGCGAAACAAUGGGUACAUAUAAUUUGUACUGGAGCAAUCAUUUCUUCUCCCUGGAUCCCUCGGUGGAUCUUGUCCGAUUGAAGCAAGCUUGGUUUGCUGUCUGCCAAAAGACUGAGGCAUUGAGAACUGGCUUCAUCCCUGUGGCUGAGGUCGCCAACAGUGGCCAAGAUAAACUUGACUUCUCUAUUCUGCAGUUAAUUUAUAAGUUGCCUUCUCUGGAUUGGGAAGAGCAUAAAUGCGCAGGACACGAUUUGAGUGCGUUGCGCGACAAUCGAAUUGAGGAUAUUAUGACCAGACACCAAAAGAACUAUUUCAGUCAUCCACCGUGGGCUGUUACUGUAAUCGAAAAUGGCAAUGAGAGAAUCAUGAUACUUACCAUACACCAUUCUAUUCAUGAUGAACCUUCCCUUGGUCUAAUCAUGAAUGAUGUGCGAUCCGCUUAUACGUACAAACCACCCUCGAGGCACCAGCUUAGCAACGCCCUUUCGAUUGUUCUUCCAGACGAUAAGAGAAUUCUUGAGACUCGUAGCUUUUGGCAGUCCGAGUUGAAAAAGUUUUCAGAACUAGAUACUCCAGUGUGGCCUGACCUUACCGGAAAGAAAGUGGAAUCGGGAGUUGAACAGGAGUAUGAACUCAUUUCAGAGGAAAUACCCUUGACAGAAAAGACUACUAAGCUUCAAUCUGCUGCGGCUCAGCUGGGUGUGUCAUCUAUUGCCUCAAUUAUACGAGCAGCGUGGGGUUACGUCUCGAUUUGCUAUCUCGGAAUUCCAGCAGCCGUUUUUGCUGAAACCCUUUCAGACCGCGUGUUACACCCAGACCUUGAGGGCGGAGUUGGUCCAUUAAUUUCCGUCGUUCCCAUACCUUUUUACCCUCAAGGAAGUGCACGCGAGCUUCUUAGAGAACAACAUCGAAUCUCUAUCAAUUCUUGGAAGUAUCGCCAUAUUCAUGCUCGUGAUGUUCGAAAGAUGCUCAAUCGACCAAGGGGUGAAGCAUUAUACCCAGCUGUUUUCAACUUCCAUGUAGCCAGUGAAACCACGGUCUCUGCUCAGCCUCAAAUUUGGCAGGAGCUUGAGGACCAGAUUGGGUUACACGUUGAGCAUCCUAUGGCCAUGAAUGUAUUCCAACAUGCGGACGGUGCACUGUCCUUAGAGGCUUCUUCGGAUAGCCGCCUGAUGAGCCGGGAGCAGUUAUUGCUGUUUGUUCGUCAGGUCGAUGGCUUUGUCAGUGCCAUGUUGGCAUUCCCCGACAAAGCAUUGGCAGACCUCGUGAAUCAUCUGCCGACAGUUCAGAAGUCUAUCUCCACUAGACCUGUUUCGGAGCCUGUCCGUAAUUCAGUCCACACUAAUCCAACCUACUGGUUAGAGAAGAAUGCCAAAGAACAUCCAGAAUGGACUGCUGUAGAAGUCGCAUCUCACAUAGCACCUGAUGGUAUUGUGAAGGAGGCUUGGUCUUACGAUACACUUAACAUGGAAGCAAACCGUGUGGCCGCCUACAUUGCCUCACAAGGACAUAAAAAUAGGGUGAUUGGUGUUUGCUGUGAACGAAAUCUCUCUUCAUAUCCCAUAAUCAUUGGCAUAUUCAAGUCCGGGAAUACCUACCUUCCCAUAGAUGAAGGCCUUCCAAUUGAACGGAAGUCAUUCUUGUCCGAGGAUGCAGAUUGCCCCAUUGUCUUCACCGAGACACAAUUCUCGCCGUCAUUCUCCCAGGCCCCUGAAGGAUGCCGUGUUAUCUGUGUUAAUGACUCUUGCUUCCAAAGAUUGGUGGAAACAAUGCCCUCUGAGGACCGGGACUAUCAAUCUCAUCCAGACGACCCUGCAUAUCUUCUGUUCACGUCUGGUUCCACGGGUAAACCAAAAGGUGUGUUGGUCACUAGGGGCAAUCUGUCGUCCUUUAUAGAGUCUUUCGGGGAGUUCUGUGUUGAAGCGGCUCCUGACACCCUAACUCUGGGUGGCACUGGCAGGUAUCUCGCACAGGCGAAUAGAGCCUUUGAUCCUCAUCUUUUGGAAAUGUUCUUCCCGUGGCGCCAUGGAAUGACAACGGCGACCGCUCCUAGAGCCAUGAUCUUGAACGAUAUCAAAACAACACUUUCACAAUGGGAGAUUACUCAUGCAAGCUUUGUGCCAUCACUGGUAGAUCAAUCAGAUGUGCGACCAGAGGACUGUCCCAAAUUGAGAUUCAUGACUGUCGGUGGUGAAAAGAUCUCCAAGAAGGUAUUGGACACAUGGGCUGAAUCUCACAUUGCACUUGUAAAUGCAUAUGGCCCAACCGAGGUGACAAUUGGCUGUACGUUCGCUCAUGUUAAGAAAGAGACAAACAUGCGAAAUAUUGGACCACCAUUAACUGCCUGUGUUUGCCACGUUAUGAUCCCUGGCACAAUGGACUACGCUCUCAGAGGCCAAACUGGAGAGCUGGUCUUUAGUGGCGAUCUUGUCGGCAAAGGGUACCUCAACAGGCCUGAUGCCGCUGGAUUUGUCACGGGAUCUAACGGUGAGAAAAUGUACAGAACUGGAGAUAUGGGCCGUCUGAUGCCAGAUGAUUCAGUGGAGUACCUUGGACGUGGCGAUGACCAAACCAAGAUUCGUGGGCAAAGGCUGGAGCUAGGAGAGGUCUCUGAAGUGCUCCGUUCUUCCUCACCCAUCCCUAUUACUGUUGUUACCACUAUUGUUAAGCACCCAAGUCUCUCACGAGUUCAGCUUAUAUCUUUCAUCACGCGAUCUGAUACUCGUCGACAUCUGAACGAGAGUGCUACCUUUGUACAGUCCGAUUUCGCAACCUUGGGAAAGGAUCUCCAGGACACCCUCAAAAAGAAGCUGCCAGCAUACAUGGUUCCUGAACUUAUCCUACCCGUAACGUAUAUCCCGGUGGCACCAAUGUCCGGGAAGGCAAACCUCAAGGAGCUUCAUGCUCUAUUCAUGAAUCUCCCUCUUGCAGCCGUUCUUCGGGGGAACAACUCUAUCAAUAAAGACGGUAUUGUCGUCAGUCGUCCUUUGACCACUGACGAAGAAGCUUUGGUGAAGGUGGUCUGCGCCGUUAUCUCGUCAGACCCUUCGACCAUUGGCCCUAUGACAAAUAUCUUUGAGAUUGGUCUAGACAGUCUGAGCGCCAUAGGUCUUUCGAUCAAACUCCGAAAGAUCGGCUAUGAAGCUACAGUCGCUCUUGUCAUGAGCAACCCGGUUAUUGAACAGCUUGCACGUUUGCCAAGAACUACCUCGUCAUCAAAUGGAUUGGAUUCCGUAUCAAAUAUACGCGAAAGACUUCUCGACGUAGAGUCACAGUACAGAAAUAGCCAUCCUGCUGGAGUCGAUCUGUCCACAAUUACUUCUGUGCGUCCUUGUCUGCCCCUUCAGGAAGGCUUGGUAGCACGCUCCAUCAACAGCCAGGGUGACCAGCUCUAUGUCAAUCAUGUUGUUCUUCAACUAGAGAAAGUCAAUGUCACUCGGCUUAAGUCCGCAUGGCAAACAGUUGCCAAUGACAAUGAGAUCUUGAGAACUGCAUUUUCUCCCUUGAAUAAGGGUAUGGUGCAGGUAGUCUUCACGCCUGCAUCUAGUCAGCUUAGCUGGACCGAAGUAGAAUAUGAUAAUCUUGAGGAAUUGAUCGAGAAGUUCAAGCUGGAACAAGAGGAAAUCGCCCACGAUAUUAUUUCCAAUAUCUCUAAUACACCUCCUGUGCGAUUCCAUCUUGGAAAGACUCGUGAUUCUAAAGAACCACUCGCCCUCUUAAUCUCCAUCCACCAUGCUCUCUACGAUGGCGAAUCCUUCUCUAUGUUGAUGGAUGACGUUACUGCUCGUUAUGCAGAGGAGCCAGUUCCUGAGAGAGGUAUGCCUCUGGCGUUCAUCGAACAUGUUUAUAGUCAGGACAUGGAUAAGGCAAAGGAACACUGGGUUGGGCAUUUGGCCGGUUGCCAUCCGACAGUCUUCCGAGGAGAUCCUAAUCACAUGGAACACCCAACAUCGGUGCAUAGACAGCUUAGCAACAAGCUGUCUGAACUGGAGCACUGCUCAGCGAGUCUCCAAACGACAGUACCUUCAUUGAUACAGGCUACAUUCGCACUUCUUUUGGCAGAUACAGUGGGCGCAUCGGAUGUUACUUACGGACUUGUGCUUUCUGGUCGCGCUGUAUCUGUGCCAGGGGCGGACUCAGUCCUCCUUCCUUGCAUUACUACUAUCCCUGGUCGUCUCAAUACCAACGGGUUAAACACAGUUACUGACGUCAUUGGAGUUGUUCAGAAAUCGACUGUCAGGUCGCUUGACUUCCAGCAUACGUCUUUGAGACACAUUCAACGCUGGUUAAAUUCCCAAACACCUCUGUUCGAUUGCCUCUUCUCCUAUAUCAGAGCCACCGAACCACGGAGACACAACCUCUGGAGGGAAUUAGACAGCCACAUGCCUGCUGAAUACCCCCUUGCACUGGAAGUCGAGGCAAAUCAUACAACAGACACAAUCAAUCUGCACUGUCUCUUCUCGCCUGCGUUUGGCUCUCUUUAUAGUGGAAAGGAGUUUGUCGAGAAGAUGGAUGCCAUACUCUCGAGUAUCGUGUCUGGCGAAAGUGUCUCAUUGGAUAACUUCAACCUUCUUCAAUUAGAGGGAUCUAGCUCACGGGAAUCUUCCACCCAAUGGGAUGAAACAAUAUGGUCCAAUAUAGAAACCGAGAUCCGACAGCACGUUGCGUCCUUCUGUGGAUUGGAUAUAGCAGAUGUCACUAAGGGAGCUUCGUUCCUUAGCCUCGGAAUUGACUCCGUUACAGCCAUUCAGUUCGCACGCAAACUACGUGAAUCAGGUCUUAAUGCGUCUUCAUCCGACGUCAUGCGUUUCUCUUGUGUGGGUGCAUUGGCUAGACAUAUAGGACAAGCUUCUCUCGCUCAACCCACGACAAAUGGGGAACAUGCGAAGGGAACCACUAGUAUUCCGCUUAAUAUCUACCAAGAACAUAUCAGGCUACUCAGCGAUGAUGACUCUAUCUCAGCCAUGUUUGAAUGUACACCUCUGCAAUCGGGAAUGAUCACACAGACUCUUGCUUCCGCAGGACAGGUCUACGUUUACCCUCAUCCUGUCCGCCUUAAUGACUCUGUGGAUACCACUAAGCUGAGGGAUGCGAUAGAAGCGAUCAUCAAAAAUAAUGACAUUCUGCGUACUUCUUUCCACUUGGUAGGGGAGCCUGACUCUUCUUGGGUUGGUGCUGUGCACACGCAUCCUCCUCUUGAAUGGCUAGAGCUUAACUUGUCAUCUGACUCUGACGUCCUGUCUGAGGUCAAUGCACUCUUCUCGUUUAGUGAGGAAUCAUCUUUUGAGGUUCCGCCAAUCCGGUCAGUUUUAGUCAACCAGCCGGAAAGCAGGCUCCUUGUCGUCAUCAUGCACCACGCUCUUUACGAUGGUGCCUCUUUACCAUUCUUCUUCGAGGACCUUGCCAUUACAUACAAUGGUGAGGCUCCAUUGGAGAGACCACAUUUCUCAGAGACUGUUCAGCACAUCUUGAGUGGACAAGAUAGCUCCUGCGACUUUUGGGCGCGUAGACUACGCGGAUAUGAAGCCAUUGAGCUCCCUCAACUACCUGCGUCCGAAUUUUCGGACCGCAUGUUCAUCUCAGAACACCGAGUUGAUCUUGACUUGCCGCUGGUUAUUAACUCCUGUAAGAAGAUGGAGGUCACUGUACAAAGCGUAGCCAUGUUGGCAUACGCUAAAACCCUUGCCCAUUUUAUUGGAAAGCGUGACGUCGCAUUCGGACAAGUUCUCGCAGGUCGGUCACUGCCGGGGACUGAGCAUACCUUUGGGCCGCUAUUCAACACUGUAGCUCAGAGAGUGAGCUUUGAGCCGAAGUUUUUGAGCAACAGGGCCAUGGCGCUACGGUUGCAGCAACUCACUACCGAAGCACAGGAAUAUCAGCACGCGCCUUUGAGAGUUGUACAGAAUUGCCUAAGAAAGGCCGGUGCAUUGAAGUCUACUUCUCUCUUUGAUACACUUUUCGUCUUUCAAAAGAGCGCAGACUUUGUUGGUAGCAUCCUAGAGGAACAACAGAUUUGGACGCCGUACGAAACACAUGACUAUACUACUCAGGUCGAGUAUAAACUGAACGUUGAAGUUGACCAUUCUCGGGAUGGAAUUGUGGUCAACGCCUCCUGCAACGGGCUGUACAUGUCACAAUCUGCACUCAAUGACUUCCUUAAUAACUUUGCAAUCGCCUUCAAGGAUAUUAUCCAGCAGCCAACCAGAUGCGCCACAGUUGUACCUGAACGUCUCGGAGAGCUACCUCUCAGAUUGUCCUUAGAGGCACCCCAAGGGCACCUGCCUGAAGACUCUGAUGCACCUACUCACGAAGCCAUCGUCAAAUCUGUACUAGCGGAUGUCUCCGGGGUGCCUAUCAACAGUAUUACUCCUACUACGAGCAUCUUCAGUAUUGGGUUGGACUCCUUAUCGGCAAUUCGUAUUGCUUCCAUCUGUCGAUCCAAGGGGCUGAAGACAGGUGUGGCCGAUAUCCUCCAGGGUAACACUCUACGUGGCAUCAGCCAACGUAUCCGACCUAUCGUGGAACAAGCAGUUGAGCCUCAGGGCGCACUUAUAGAGGACUAUGAGCAAGUAGAGAAAAGGGUUUUGGAGCAGCUGAGCUUAGAGAAAGAGUCAAUUGAGGCCAUUCUUCCUUGUCUUGGUGGCCAAUUCUAUCACCUUGUUAGUUGGUUGAAGUCUGGUCGGAAGCUAUUCGAACCUGCCUGGUCAUAUUUCACUCCAGAUCGCAUCGAUGCCGAGAAACUUGAAGACGCGUGGUACCAACUUCGCCAAAGGCAUCCGGUGCUACGGACUUGCUUCGCCGCUAUCUCCCCAUCCGAAGCCGUUCAGGUAGUCAUGAAACACGCUGUUCGUGAUGCCGAAACUUUCAGGGUUAUCGAAUCGUCCACUUCCAUAACCGAGGCGGCGAAAUCACAGGCAAAGGCAGAGGCUUUACAACCUUCUUCGCUCUUUGUUCCCCCUGUGCGACUACGUCUCUUGAAGGCUGGUGACAGGGACGGAAUCCUCAUUCUAAUCAACCAUGCAGCAUAUGAUGCUUGGACGAUUCCAAUGUUCGUUUCUGAGCUUGGAAAGCUUUAUCGUAGUCAGAACUUGGACUCAAACCCUGACUUCCCUUCCUUUGUCGACUAUUCAGUCCGCUCUCUCCGUGAGGUCGAUGAAAAGACAUACUGGACCUCCGCCCUCGGCUCGAGUAUGCGCACCGUCCUCAACUUCAAGCAGAAAGACGAUCAAUUUCCAGAUCAGUUGUUCGUCGGAGCAUGGGAAAAGGUCAAGAACGUGUCCCAAAUGGAAAGCAAAUGCCGUUCCUUCGGUCUAAGUCUCCAAGCAGUUGUCCUUCUAGCUGUUGCUCGCACCCUUGCAAGAGUCACUGGAUCAGCAAGCCCCACCAUGGGCUUAUACCAAACAGGCCGCUCAGCCUCAUUCCCCAACAUUGAGAAGCUUUCCGGACCUUGUCUAAACGUCAACCCAUUCACCAUCCCUGGGGCCGUCACCGACAAGUCGGAACCCAGCCUCCUUGAAAAAGCCCUUGCCGUGCAAUCCUCGCUCGCAGAACGCGUCUUAUUCGAGCAGAGCUCCCUGCGAGAUGUACUUCGCUGGGUUGAUGCCCAAAAGCCUGGAUCUCCAAUUUUCAAUACCUGGAUCAACCUCCUGUGGAUGCAGAGUUCCGUUCCAUCUGCCGAUAAUGCCACACCAGUCGCAGAAUUCACGGAUAAUACGGAAACUUUCUUGCCUCUCCGCAUUGGCGUCCCAACGGACUUCAUCCCAUCUGAACCUCUACCUGGGUUAGACUUGACUUCUGUGUCUAUUCUGGAUACCUCUUUUAUUCCAGAUGAGAACGUCUACAUUGAUAUCGGCCCUGAUCAAAAGACUGAUACUAUUGGAUUCGGUGUUCGUGUCGAAGGUGGCGCUCUUUCUGAGGAGGGGGUUAAUCAGCUCGUGUCGGAUAUUGCGAGUGAGAUGGAGGGUAUCGUUUCUUCUUUGCAGUGAUGCAAACCGACAUUUCUUUGGGAAAAGAAAAGAAAACAAGAGCAUACCCUGACGUAAGCGUCCAUUUUCUGUCGAUCUGCAUGUUCUUGGUUGCAUUAUAGGUUUUGAUUAUUACAUGAGUACUACAUUGGAUAGAUUCCGGUUUAGUUUAUACCUGUCAAUAGUUGGAUAUAUUUACUCAUUUGUCAAGCUGCUUUGUUUGAA
This is a messenger RNA of Aspergillus alliaceus, 14847 nucleotides long. It is a transcript of the gene sidC, whose product is annotated as nonribosomal siderophore peptide synthase SidC. Gene Ontology annotation, cellular component: cytoplasm. The transcript is spliced from 2 exons. Lineage: Eukaryota; Fungi; Ascomycota; Eurotiomycetes; Eurotiales; Aspergillaceae. Gene Ontology annotation, molecular function: phosphopantetheine binding; catalytic activity. The record is from RefSeq and is a predicted model, not a curated record. Gene Ontology annotation, biological process: secondary metabolite biosynthetic process; amino acid activation for nonribosomal peptide biosynthetic process. The coding region runs from base 373 to 14643 and encodes 4756 amino acids.